AUGAAGCCAGUGAAUUUAACCAGGACCUUGGAUUUCCAACUCCUGGGAUUCUCUGAUGAUUCAGAACUGCAGCUUUUCUUUUUUGGGCUAUUCUUGACAAUGCAUGUUGUCACAGUGCUUGGAAAUCUGCUCAUCAUUCUGGCUGUCUGCUCAGACUCACACCUCCACACCCCCAUGUUCUUCUUUCUCUCCACACUUUCAUUGGCUGACAUUGGCUUCAGUAGCACUACAAUCCCCAAAAUGCUGGUGAACAUCCAGAUAAACAGGAAAUCCAUCACCUCUGUAGGAUGCUUAACUCAGGUGUUCUUUUUUUUUUUCCUUUUUGGAUAUUUGGAGUCUCUAUUGUUGUCUAUAAUGGCCUUUGCCUGUUUAGUGGCUAUUGGUCAACCUUUAAACUACUCUAUCAUCAUGAGCCCCUGCAUAUGUAGUUUGUUAAUACUGGUAUCAUUUUCCAUUAGUGUUUUGGACUCCCUGGUACACUGCUUGAUGAUGGUAUCACAACUUACUUUCUGUACAUAUGUAGAAAUUCUUAAUUUCUUUUGUUAUCCUCCUCAACUCCUUAAGAUUUCCUGUGAUUAUAACUCAACAAAUAACAUAUUAAUAUAUGUUAUUGGUGCUGUCUUUAGUUGUGUGCCAGUAUCAGGGAUUCUUUACUCUUAUAUAAGAAUUAUUUCCUCUGUUUUGAGAGUCCCAUCAAUCAGUGGGAAAUACAAAGCCUUCUGUACCUGUGACUCUCACCUCUCAGUUGUGUACUUAUUUUAUGAAACUGGCCUGGGGGCAUACUUUAGUUCUGCCAUUUUACAUGCCCCCAGGGAGGUUUUGAUAGCCUCAGUGAUGUAUACCAUGGUCACACCUAUGCUCAACCCCUUUGUCUACAGUUUGAGGAACAGGUAUAUCAAGAGAGCCCUUGGGAGGCUUCUUAGCAAAUCUAAGAUCCGUCAAUUUUAA
This is a messenger RNA of Castor canadensis (American beaver), 948 nucleotides long. Lineage: Eukaryota; Metazoa; Chordata; Mammalia; Rodentia; Castoridae. The record is from RefSeq and is a predicted model, not a curated record.